Messenger RNA from Eublepharis macularius, 2290 nucleotides. It is a transcript of the gene VMAC, whose product is annotated as vimentin type intermediate filament associated coiled-coil protein. The transcript is spliced from 2 exons. The coding region runs from base 36 to 587 and encodes 183 amino acids. The record is from RefSeq and is a predicted model, not a curated record. Lineage: Eukaryota; Metazoa; Chordata; Lepidosauria; Squamata; Eublepharidae.
CUUCCGGCGGGGCGCGCCGCGGGGCUUCCGGGAGGAUGUCCUCUUCGCCCGCCGCGCCGCCGACGCCCGUCCAGAUCCGCGAGGCCAACGCCCACCUGGCGGCGCUGCACGGGCGCGUGGCCGAGCUGGAGCGGCGCCUGGCGGCGGCGGAGCGCACCGUGCGCGGCCAGGCCGAGAGCCUCAUCCGCAAGGACCAGGAGAUGCGCCGCGCCCUGCGCAGCCUGCGCGAGGGGAAGGACCGGGAAAUUGCCACAUUGGAAGAGAAGCUGCUCUCCUCUGAGGAGAAUGCGCAGAAGCUCCUUGGCCUGCUCCAAGAAAAAGAUGCUUUAAUUGUGCAGCUGAAGCACCGUAGUCACCUGCUGACCAAAAUCUGCCGCAGCCGGCCUGUCCUGGACAAUCUGUUGGCAUACAUGGCAGAAGGGGAGCAGCUAAGUCCUCUCCCCGGAACCCAGAGCGAGGGCAGCUCUCUGGAUUGCGGCCUCUUUCUAGAGACAAAUUGUACCCUCGGCUUGGACACCAAAGACUUCUCUCUGUGUGGUGAUGAUGAUCAGGAUCCAGGCAAGAGUUUCUUUGGGACAACUGUGUGAACAGACCCCAGACUUUGGGACUCUUCAGGUGCCGGAAUGUACAAGCUCUGAAGUGAGGUUCCAAAAGAAUGCCUUGAGAUCUGAGAACUCUGCCCCAGCAGGCUUGAAGACCUGUUGCACUGACAUGUCUUUCAGGUAUACUUGGGAGUGAGCAGUGCCCCAUCCUGGACCCCCUUCCCCAGUUGGGUCUGGGAUACCAGAGCCUGUAGAAGAUGGAUUCCCCCAUCCUGGACGCAAGGCAGGUGAUGGGGGGUGCUGGCUCACCCCAAACAGCCACUAGCAUUGCUUUAAGAAGUUUUCUGCCUCUUGUGGGGCAGCAUUUGCCAGUUCCCUUGUGAGCUUGGUAACUGAGGGCUUUGCACCCUGUCCUAGAUAGGAUUGAUAAUCCAUCGAUGGCAUGUUUGGGACAUCUUGGGUGCCCUUUGCCCACUUUCCUUGUUGCGCAAUGCUGUCCUCAGAGUGUUCUUUUCUGAACAGACCAGAAGGGGGGAAAUGCGUCUCUCCCCCAGUGCUCUGACCAUUGGUGGGUUUUUUGGGAUGGGGGAGGGUGAACACUCUGCUUCUGAAUUGGGUGCUCUUCCCUUGGGCCAAAGAAGGAAAUGCAACAAUCUCUACGUUUGUCCAAGUGCCCUUUUGCGCUUCCGUGCCUUGCAUCUCCUCCGUUAGUUUUGGUAUCUGCCAGAACCCUGAAGUCACUUCUUCCCUCACCCUUGGAGGCAGCCGAACUGAGGCUGAGUAGCCAUCUUCAAUAUUUUUUAAUGGGACAGAUUCUCCUUGUUUUUACAAAGCUCACAAUGGGAAUCAAGGCAUUUCUAUAAAUAUGGAUGUAAUUUCCUCAUCACUCAGGCCAUAUGCUAUAAAAGGCGCCAUCCAUUUUUCUCCCCUUAACUGCCUCCAGCUCCCUCAAAUCUGUGUGCCUAAAGUACCACAGGCUGCUAGAGGUUUGUAGACAAGAGCCAGCAGCUUUGAUGUCUUUGCAAAGCAGGCCGGGGGUCCCUCCCAUUUCUAGCAUUCUUUGUAUGGAAGCACCUUGAGGCAGAGCAGAUCAAGGCAAUCAGGCAGAAUAACGCAAGAGUCUUCUGGCUCCUUAAAGACUAACUAGUUUCUUUUGGUAGAAGUUUUUGUGGGGCUAACCCAGCAGUGUAGAGCAUCAUGGGGCUACAUUUCGAAAUCCUAAAUGGGUCUAUUGUGAGCUAAGAGUCUAUCAUGUCUGAGGAUGGUGUAUAGAAUCCUAUGGGUCUACUCUUGUGGAAGCAGCCAAUAAUCCUGCACCUAACAAUGGUUUUCACCUUCCAGUCCUACUUGACUGGUUCUUCUGAUGCUGGAGUCUUUGAUUUCCAAAGGAUCCACUUCUUGUAUCAUCCCCUUUCUCCAAGCUGUUUUCACUGCAGCUCUUUUUGUUCUCUGACUAUGUUUGGUCACCAAAUUAAGGAAGUGCAGAUCAUAAGGAGAUGUGAUCCCAAGUGUCCUUACUGUAAGCAAGCCCCGUUGUGGGAAUGAAUCCCAUUUAAGACCUUUAAUGGGCCAUUUCCACAAAAUGACUGUUACUUUGGUAACAUUUCCAAGUUCCUCUUUUGCUUCGCCUGUCCUACAGAAGCAGCCACUAACUUUAAAGUGCCUACAUCCUACUUGGAUUUUGUUACAUGGUGUACUUGGUUUAAUUUUUCCUUGUUGGAUGCAGAAUAAACAUAUUUUGGAAUAUU